AUGGUUUUCGCAUUCACUUUGCCAACGACCUCCCCACUCUCAUUUCAAACAUUUAUCAGUUCUCCUACCCAUCCCUCACUCCCGCAGUCGGCAUCCACGGCCCGACAUGCCCUUCGUCUCGCCCUCAAGGCUCACAAGCGUCUGCCCCGCGGUCCGCGACAAGAUGCGCAUCUCCCUACCGUUCUGGCCGCGUUGAACGAAUAUAUCCCAUACUUGUCCGCCAUCUCGCAGGGACUGUCUGGGCAAUCUCUGCAGGCUAAUUACUUCACCUCAUUUCCAGGGUCAGAGCAAACCAACAGAGAACUUAUCGAGGUCAUUCCUCACGCGGAGAUUCAUUCCGCAUGGAAGGCUACGCUUUCCGCAAGUUCUGGUCGUGUCAUUUCCGUCCACACGGCGUCAAGUCAUCCUGGUGCACAAUCGGAUCGACCGCGUGGGGGUCGCGCGGCUGGCCAGGGCAUUGAUUUCGAAAUCGCAUUCACGUUGACCACGCUGGGAUAUGUCCUGAGUCGACUUGCGCGCGCCGAAGUUCUCGAAUCUCUGUAUGCGCCGAAAACCAAAGCCCCCGAGCAGCGAACGGCCGCGGUUCAAAAUGCCACGCGAAACCUGCUCCAGGCGGGCUCAGUGCAUACCCUACUAGCUACGUCGCCGGGUGACCCGACGAGCCCGAGUACUUCGGUGCCUGAUGUCGACUCUGCCACGCAAUCGGCGCUAUCGGCAUUGGCUCUGUCCGAGGCUACACUGCUAGCCGUCUUGAAAGAUGAUGCCUACGUAACAGCGUGUAUUCAAUCACGAAAUCCCAAUGAUCGGGAAUGGAUGGUGCGAGCGCCGGAGAUUCCCAAAGUGAGAGCGCUGCUGUUUGCGCGACUGUGCGUUCGCGCUGCCGAGUACGCCGAGCAAGCUGCGGCGGGACUGAGCGCGGUCGGGUCCAGCGGCGCGGGAAAGCAAGGGAGGGUCGACGAAGAUAUCGUUCGAUAUGCGGGUGUUUUGGGACGAGUUGCGCGUGCGCGUGCUUGUCGAUUCUUUGGAAUUGAUGCCGAGUUGGCUGGGAAGACGGGCGAGGGGAUAGCUUGGUUGCAAGCUGCGCGGUCUGCGCUGGGUCUUCGGCCCGGUGCAGGCUCGCAUUCAUCUGGGCAGGAUGAAGUCUCCGGUUCUUCUGGGAAAGGCGGCUUUUCUCGACUGAAACGGGAAUGGAGCGAGCGAAGAGAGGAGAAGAAGAUUGGGAAAGAUGCUGGCGCGGGGCGGGGCGACAAGGGUAAUCUCGAGGCUGGCGAUGACGCCGGUCGUGAUGAGGAAGGUCGCGUCAUUACCAUGUUGGAGACGAAAUGGAUGAAGAUGAAUGACACGAAGAUGGGUGAACUAGCAAAACUGAUGAACGGGCAGAUCAAUACUCAAAUAGUCCCUCCCUCGGCACCAUUGCUGGCCAAUCUUCCAUCUGGUCGAGAUAUCCACACGCCUCCUGCACCGUUCAAGCCCGCUGCUUUGGAUGAGGAGCAACUCAUGCGUAUGCGAGGACCGCCAGAUGAGAGCAUCAAUAUGCGAUUUGGAAGCGACCCGGACGAUAGCGACGAGGAGCAACUCGGUUCAGCUGCUCCCGGAGCGUAUCCGGAUCGCAGCCAAACUGCUUCGAACGUGUAUUAUUAA
Messenger RNA from Penicillium oxalicum, 1641 nucleotides. Its product is annotated as pH-signaling protein PalC. Bases 1 to 1641 code for a protein of 546 amino acids. The record is from RefSeq and is a predicted model, not a curated record. The transcript has 2 exons. Gene Ontology annotation, cellular component: plasma membrane. Lineage: Eukaryota; Fungi; Ascomycota; Eurotiomycetes; Eurotiales; Aspergillaceae. Gene Ontology annotation, biological process: cellular response to pH.